GGCCAUUUUAUCAGAUCACACCUACAACGCAGCAGGGGAGUAACGUACUUAAAAGACUAUACGACGUUGAAUAAACAGCUCUAAGCGGAUUAUAUACAAUCUCCAAAAUUUCGAUGGAUGUUAACGUUUUCAAUGACACUGUAAAACGACAGCAGCAAAAAAGCAAAGCAUUAUAAGUACAUGAAGAACAAAAACAACACUUUGUGGUCAUAAUCGCUAUCUUAACUCUUUGCACUCCGUAGGCGCCGUUAUUGCGCCAUAUGCUUUCAUUGCACUAACUUUGUUCGCGCCGCUUUCCGAAGUUUGCAUUCAAUGACUAACAAAUUUUAAAUUUUAUUUUAUGUUAGAUAGAUUUACCCUUGAGAAAACAUGGAAGAAGGAGAUUAUUGGGAAAGUUUUGAGAUCAGUGAAAACGAAAGUGAUAAUGAAAUACAAAGUGAAUAUACUGAUACUGAUAGCAGUGAUGAUAGCGACAUAAUAGUACAAAAAAAACGGAAAGUAUAUGUUAUUAAGAGUGAUACUCAUGACAUUGGUAGUUAUUCUGAAGAAAUAGAUGAAGAUGAUGACGAUUGGCAAGAUAUUACAGAGAGUGAUGAAGUUCCAGUAGGUAAAAUAUACUGUGACACAUGUCCAAAUAAGCCACGGGUGUAUAUGGGAGAUUGCUUUCACAAAUAUCACACUAAAUGCUCCAACGCAAUAAUCUCACAGAGUUGUCGCACUUUUGAGUAAAAAAACGCUCGGAGUGGAAAGGGUUAAAAGACAGAUGGAAAAAGUUGAAUUUAUUUUACUCUUCACGUCGUUCAAAAUAGUUUGUGAACUAUUCGUGGUUCUAUAUGCAUUGCAAGCAUUUGACAUACCUAACGUGCUCCCCGUGACAGCAUAGCAAGCAAAUGUGUGUUUUAAGCGCAUACAAAUUCAUAUAUGUGUACGGGGUCACUACACUGUUUAAAUUUAAAUAAAGUA
Glossina fuscipes is the source of this 963-nucleotide messenger RNA. RefSeq lists its product as uncharacterized. The coding region runs from base 370 to 729 and encodes 119 amino acids. NCBI's taxonomy places the organism in Eukaryota, Metazoa, Arthropoda, Insecta, Diptera, Glossinidae. The transcript has 2 exons. The record is from RefSeq and is a predicted model, not a curated record.